This is a messenger RNA of Lodderomyces oxycetoniae, 735 nucleotides long. RefSeq lists its product as uncharacterized. Gene Ontology annotation, cellular component: nucleus; cytoplasm. The record is from RefSeq and is a predicted model, not a curated record. Gene Ontology annotation, biological process: proteasome regulatory particle assembly. Gene Ontology annotation, molecular function: protein binding. Bases 1 to 735 code for a protein of 244 amino acids. NCBI's taxonomy places the organism in Eukaryota, Fungi, Ascomycota, Pichiomycetes, Serinales, Debaryomycetaceae. The transcript has a single exon.
AUGACGGUAGAUGAUCAUGAUGUCACCGGUUUCCAAAGCUUGAUGAGCUCGUUGAACUUAAACAUUGAUCAAUUCAAAAAUUACGAUCCAGCUAGUUUCCCUGCUUACACAUUCAAACAGCUACUGAACUUCAAAUCGGAGAUAGAAUUUCAAUUGAAAGUACUCUUCAAUUUGCUUGAACAAAAAUAUGGGGCUAACAUGGAGACUCCGCUCGUCACGUCCGAUGGGUUCCCCAGAAGCGAUAUUGACGUUGUAACAAUAAGACUACUUCGUGUUCAGAUAAUAAGAUUAAAAAAUGAUUACAAGGAGGUGCUUAGAGUGAUUGAUUUGAAAUUGGAAGAAGAGUUUAGAAAACGACAAUUGGAAGGAGGAGAAGGAGGAGGAGAAGGAGAAGGAGAAGGAGAAGGAGAAGGAGAAGGAGAAAAAGCAAGCUCGGGGGUUGCUCAAGAGCAAAAGCCUGAGAUUCCGUUUGCCCAAGUGAGAGAAGUUAUAGCUAAUGGGCCUGCUGAAUCUGCAGGAUUAAAAGAAGGCGAUUGUAUUGUUUUAUUUGAUAGAGACAUUCAUGCAUUGAAUCAUGGUAAAUUAUCCAAUUUGGUUGAAAGAGUUAAACAGAAAGUCAAUCAGAAUUUGGAAAUAAAAAUACAAAGACGCGAACAAGUCAAAGUAUUGAGUUUGAAACCAACAAGUCAAUGGGGAGGCCAGGGUUUGCUAGGUUGCAGAAUAGUUCCUAUCUAG